UUGACAGUUUGCUUAGAUAUAAAAAACGAUUUGUUUUGGCGUAGUGUAUAAUCAUUAGCAAAUAAAACGAUUUUAUUUCAAGUUAAUUGAUAAGAAAUAGUCAAUCAAUAGUGCAAGUAGUGUUGUGCGAAGUGAAUUUUGCCUGGAAAUGAUUGGUAAAUUUUUAAAAUGCGUUCCACGAAUGUAAUCUAAUGUAGUGAAAAGAUACAUCGCAGUAACCUGGAAGAAACAGUGCUUUCUCCUGCGAACAACACUAAGAAGUAGUGAAAAUAACAAUCAAAAUCAAAUCCCAUUCAACACAGGCGACUACGUUUAUCAAUUGGCCCAGUGAAGGAUUCAAAAUGAGAUCAGUUUGCCUACAGGUUGUAAAGUGUUUCCUGUACUUGGUGCUUCUGUUGGUUUUCAUUCUCUUCAGUUUUGCUUCGCGUGUGCUGUUUGUAUGAAUCGACCUCCCCGGUUCUACGGACGCGGUUCGGUUUGAUUCUGCUUCUUUAUCAGUCGGAGGUACCCACCCAGAUCAGAAAGUCAACAAUCCCAGUGUGACUCACGUAACAUAGAAAUCAUUGUACAUCUAACCAAUGAAGCAAGAAUAACCUGAAAGUCAAAAAUUGCGCAAAUAAUUAUGCUCGCGAACCUAAUCAGGCGGACAAUCCCGAUUUCGUGUAGCCCGUUAGCACCAUCCCCAGAGCCGGCGACGGUAAGCACAGCCCGUGCUUCCCAGCCAGAGCAAUAAUAUGGUCGAAGAAGAUGAAAUCCGUUCUGCCGUUCACUCGAUGUAUAGCCAACAGUAUCAGCAGUACCAGCAGCAGUUCAUGUCUGCUGGUCCUGCAGCAGUGCCGCCACCACCACUGUCACAUCACUCGUUCAGCUCGACGGGGAUGCCAGGCAACGCAGGAUUGCCACGAUCACAGUCCCAUAUGGUUAAUCUGUUGAGCGAAGACUUCAUAGCCGGCUACAUGGACGAGGGACGGAUGUCGGUUGUUCGCAGAUUCUUCUGUCUGUUCGUUACCUUCGAUGUUGUGUUCAUCUCGUUGCUGUGGAUAAUUUGUGUGAUGAUAACCGGUGACAACAUCGUGCAUGCCCUGCAAACCCAAGUCGUUCACUAUACGAUCUACACAUCGCUGUUCGACGUGGUGGUGUCUGCGCUGUUGCGAUUUUUGUUUUUAAUCUUAUUUUAUGGAUUGUGUCAUCUGAAUCAUUGGAUUGUUAUUGCGCUGUCUACCACCGGAUCGUGCGCCUUUUUAAUCUACAAAGUGUUUGUAUACAACUGGACAGCUACGCCACAGCCCGUUUUCGAGGUUCUGCUAAUUGUUGUUUCGUUCGUGCUGGCAUGGGGAGAAGCUUGGUUUUUGGACUGCCGGGUGAUACCACAGGAGCGCUACGCCAGAAACUACUAUGUUGCGUUGACCAAUCCAGCGGCGGAGUCCCGAACCCCUCUAUUGGCACCGUUCCUGAGUGGGGUCAUGAGUGGGCGAACCGAGAGCGUGGGGAACUUCUACUCUCCGUACGAUUCCAUCCACAACAGUGACGACGAGGAGGAUGCACAGGAUGAGGAAUUCAAAAAGAUGGGCGUCGAAUGCGUUCGCAAUGCUUACGAACUGCUCGAGUCGACGAAUUGGAAGGUGGAAAAGAUCACCUCCAAAGGUGAUACCAUCCAAAGCUGCACUCGGGAUAAAAUAGGAAAAAUCUAUAAAUUAACGGCAAAAAUUCACUAUCCUGCCAAGAAGUUGCUACAGGAGCUGUAUUACAAGAUCGAGGAUGUUCCGAAGUGGAAUCCCACGUUGUUGGAGUCGAAGAUCAUCCGGAAAAUCGACAGUCAUACGGAUAUAUCCUAUCAGGCGACGAUUGGCGGUGGGGGUGGAGUCGUGAAGUGUCGUGACUUUGUAAAUCUUCGGUGUUGGCAAUUGUGUCGCGAUGGACGUGUGAUAGAGGGCGUCGAUAUACAUCCAACAAACUCUCUAGCUCCGCUGUUGACUCCCGUUACUGAAGAGGUUGGUGAUAACAGCGGUGACAAUGAUGAGGAUGACGACGAAGUUGUGGAUGGUGCUGAUAGCGAUGAUGAGUGUAUUUUGGAAAUGCCAUCACCCAAGAUGUCCAAAUCGUGUAGUGAAUUUAAGCUGGAAAGUAGUAGUACUAGUGAUAGCAAUGAGCAAGCAACGAAAAGAGCAUUUUCUUCGUUGAGUAAAAGUUUGGGUGCGCAGGACUUCCAGCACGGUGGAGCUGGUGGUGCCAAUUCCGAUCCGGAGGAUGUGUUCUCGGAUGCGCUGACUGAGCACCAGGAUCGAGUGAGUGAAUCUGUUAAGGUGAAUCCAGGGAAGAGCCGCAGAAGACCUCGAGCUGGCGACGAGGUACAAAAGGGCGGAAAUGUAUACGUGAGUGCCGCAAUCAGUAUCGAUUAUCCUGGUGCUCCGUGUUCUAAUAAAUAUAUUAGAGGUGAAAACAAAGUGUCGUGCUGGGCGAUGCGUGAGAUUGAUAAUCAAAAGGAGUACUGUAUAUUCGAAUGGCUGCUCUGUUUGGACUUGAAGGGCUAUAUUCCACGUUAUGUAUUAGAUACUGCCUAUACAACUUUAAUGCAAGACUACAUGACUCAUCUCCGCAACUACGUGACGGAGCUUCGGAAACAAGGAAAAGUGCCUGCAGCAGCCGAUCAACGACCCGCCCCUAAUUCCACCAAACUCCCGACCGGUGGUCCGAAAGCUUCCUAGUUUAUUACCAAUUAGUCAAAAGAAAUUGAAACAAAAAUAGAAAUUCUAUUUAGUUUAAUUUAUCCAACAAGUCAAUUAUAUUGCAAUUGCUAGCUAGUUUAUAUUUUACCCCCGGUUGAUUUUCGUUUGCAUAAUUUCGCCGCAAUUCAUUCGUGAAUGCGUGAUGGAGUUCUUUUAUCAUGCUUUCAUUGAAACACUCAUCCUUAUGCUGGUCAAUAGCAAACUAGAAUAUAUUAGGAUUCAAUUGCGAUUUUCAUCUUCUGCGUACUGAUUGGUUCACUUCGGAAAACGAAAGGACUGUUAUUCACUAGGAGAACUUAUUCCAAUAGCUAAACUAAGAUGUGCAUUUACCUUACAAAAGGAUCAUGGGCCUCACCGUUCACAAACAAUAGUCAAAGUAUAUUGUUAACGUAAUAUGUUUUUUUUUCCUUGGCAAAGCUCUCAAUCACACACCGAAACUGAUCAAAACACAUUCUUAGCAAUCAGAAUAAUCGUUUUCCCGUGGCGUAUUUUGUACUUUGUGAUAUAAAUACAUUUAUUCUAUACACAACGAGGGAGGACGUUGGCAGA
This is a messenger RNA of Aedes albopictus (Asian tiger mosquito), 3275 nucleotides long. RefSeq names its product steroidogenic acute regulatory protein-like (gene Start1). The record is from RefSeq and is a predicted model, not a curated record. Gene Ontology annotation, cellular component: endoplasmic reticulum-endosome membrane contact site; late endosome membrane; endoplasmic reticulum membrane. Bases 735 to 2705 code for a protein of 656 amino acids. Gene Ontology annotation, molecular function: lipid binding. The transcript is spliced from 12 exons. NCBI's taxonomy places the organism in Eukaryota, Metazoa, Arthropoda, Insecta, Diptera, Culicidae.